Messenger RNA from Suillus clintonianus, 2373 nucleotides. RefSeq lists its product as uncharacterized. Bases 1 to 2373 code for a protein of 790 amino acids. The transcript has 7 exons. The record is from RefSeq and is a predicted model, not a curated record. Lineage: Eukaryota; Fungi; Basidiomycota; Agaricomycetes; Boletales; Suillaceae.
AUGGACUGUGAGGUUGAAGUAACUGACUAUUUCCCUGAACCCCCUCUAGCCUUUGAGGAGGGCUACACAUUCUUGAGCUUGUUUGAUGCUGAUGAAAACAGUGUCCAUCACAAAACGAACCUAUAUUAUCCAUUCAGCAGUCGGAGGGAAUGGGAGAUUGCAUCAUGGCUUCUGCAUUCGGGCCUGAGUAUGGGCAAGAUAGAUUCUUUCCUGUCGCUGGAGAUGAUAAAUGAUUUACCUCUGUCGUUCCAUUCAGCCAAAGAGUUACGAGGUCGAGCUGAAAUGGUGCCGGGCAGUCCACGUUGGAAGUCGCAAGUAAUCCCUACAUCCCAUUCCACCAAGACACCGGUUGUUCUCUACUGGAGGGAUCCGCUUGAGUGCAUCGCCAGUAUUUUCAAUCAUCCGUUAUUUCACGACCAUAUAGACCUCACCCCUCACAAAGUGUAUACCACAGCGCAGAAGCUGUCUCGGGUAUAUACUGAGUGGAUGACAGGGGAACAUGCUUGGGACAUGCAGUCGGAGCUACCUCGUGGUGCAACUCUCCUCGGCAUCAUUCUAUCCUCAGACAAGACGUGUAUCACUGCAUUGACAGGUGAUUGUGUUGCCCAUCUGUUACUUAUCAGCCUCGCCAAUAUUCACAUGAAUACGCAAUUGAAAUCAUCAUCGAACACUUUCCUCCUCACUGCCUUGCUUCUGGUGCCAAAAUUCAUUCAUAGGAAGAAACAGAUGAAGGGCAUGUUGCAGGAUUGGCUCGUUCACCAGUGCUUGGAUGUUGUACUAGAACCACUGAAGUUGGCUGCUCGGCUGGGCAUCAUGGUGACCAAAUCAACAACUCUUGCACAGCUGGACAUUGUGCACUCACAUGCUGACCCACAUAACCUUGAGGCAUUCUUCCGUGAAGCGCAGAAGUUCCGCCUGAAUGGCAUUGAGAAACCAUUCUGGAGUGACUGGCCACUAGCCAAACCAUCCCAUUUCUUCACACCUGAAUCACUGCACCACCUUCACAACACUGUAGGAGAUUCUGAAUUAGAUUUUCGGUUCUCAAUUUUACAGCCCACUACUGGUUACCGGCAUUUUCACGGAGGCAUAUUGAAGCUCAAACAAGUUACCGGUCACUGUCAUAGAGACAUUCAUGUGGAUGCAAUGCCUCCUGGUAUUAUGAUUUCCGUAUGCACACUCAUGCACUUCCGUUACCUUGUGCAGUCACCACGCAUUGAUGACAAUGAUCUUGCCUGCAUCUCGGCUGCAUUGGACGAGUUCCAUGCGAAUAAGCAUGUGAUCAUCACCGCUGGUGUUCGCCGGGGGAAAGGCAAUACGGCCAUCAACAACUGGCACAUACCCAAGCUCAAGCUAAUGCAGAACAUCGUUCCUAGCAUCCGUAGCUCUGGCGUUAUAGGACAGUGGUCUGCUGAUGCCACCGAACAUGCGCACAUCAUGGAGGUCAAAGACCCUGCAAGAUCGACCAACAACAAUAAUUAUGAUCCGCAAAUAUGUCGUUUUCUUGACCGUGCUGAUAAGUGCAAUAGGUUUGGUCUUGCCACCAGUCUUUUGGACCACAAGCUGAGCGUUGAGGAUCUGGAGGUUGUCCGAGAGGAACACAAAGAUGAGGACACCUACAUUGACGCGGACGUGGACAUUGUCCCCAUGGAUUCUCCGUCCAAGGCUCAACAACCUGAUCAGCCACGUCCUGUCACAGACUAUUUCACAAUCACCAAAAUGCUACAGCACAAGGAAGCAGAAUUGAAACCCGUCCCACUACACUCUUUCGUUGUUGGCCGCACUGCCCUCCAUCUUGCAUAUGGUCCUUCCAUUAGGAAUAUUAGCGUCGAUGAAACUGCCAUCAUGUUCAACUUACCAGACCUUCGCCCAGUUCUCGCUGAUUUUCUUCACCGUGAGGUGACAUCUGGACACUGUGUUCAUGUGAUUGGUGGUCCUAGAAGAGCUGGACCCGAUGCUGAACUUCCAUUCGAUAAGCUUCAAGUGUGGUUCAAAAUUUGUUUACAAGAAACGGACUUUCAUGAUGUCCACAAUACCCGCCCAGCUCAGACAUUAAACUGUGCACCACCUAGUGGCCCCUGGACUUCAGGCCAUUAUGACACAGUCAUUAUCCAGACCAAUGCAGAGCAGUCAUGGCCUAGCAGUGGUCUUUCAGCUAGUCAGCUACAUAUGCUAAAAAGAUUGAAGCACUCUAAUGGCACUCGGAUGGGGGACAUCAUUCCGGUCUCUCAGCUGAGAGCACCUGUCCAUCUUGUCCCCCGCUUUGGUGCCACUAUGGAUAUGUGUUUCACUGCCUACAACAGCAUGGAGCACACCACCAAAUUUUGGCUAAACUAUUUUUGGGACAAAAAUAUAUUUUUUGUGCUGUCAGUCUAA